GUGCGCGCAAGUGCAGUCAGUACCGUGAACCUCCUGGAGAGAAGCUUAAGAGACGACAGGGGGUUAUUUUUCUGCUGCAUUUAAAUAACUGAACUUUAUUAAUGAAUAUCGAGGUUUCAGUACUGUAUUUUGCCAAAAGUGCAGAUUUGGCAGGCGUGAGGUCAGAGACCAUUUCAGUUCCUCGUGAAAUAAAAUCAUUGCAGCUUUGGGAAGAAUUGGUCACCAGACAUCCCAGACUUGCUGCCAUACUGGACCAGGUUGUCUUGGCUGUCCGUCAGGAAUACGUCACUCUCGGAGAUCAGUUGUUGUUCCUCCAGCCAGGUGACGAGGUCGCUGUUAUCCCUCCUAUCAGCGGUGGCUAA
Molecule: messenger RNA, 362 nt
Organism: Erpetoichthys calabaricus (reedfish)
Lineage: Eukaryota; Metazoa; Chordata; Cladistia; Polypteriformes; Polypteridae
Gene: mocs2
Product: molybdopterin synthase sulfur carrier subunit
Exons: 3
Coding region: 102-362 (86 amino acids)
Biological process (GO): Mo-molybdopterin cofactor biosynthetic process
Cellular component (GO): cytosol
Source: RefSeq, a predicted model, not a curated record